Molecule: messenger RNA, 3462 nt
Organism: Coffea eugenioides
Lineage: Eukaryota; Viridiplantae; Streptophyta; Magnoliopsida; Gentianales; Rubiaceae
Product: SCY1-like protein 2
Exons: 14
Coding region: 246-3041 (931 amino acids)
Biological process (GO): protein phosphorylation
Molecular function (GO): protein kinase activity; ATP binding
Source: RefSeq, a predicted model, not a curated record
UCCUCCACUCCCAUAGACUUGUUCUGGUUCAUCAUCAUCAUCAUCUUCUUCUUCUUCUUCAUUCUACCAGGCGAAGACGACGUCGUCGUCGUCGUCGUUUAGGUGUGGGAUCCGAAUCUGAUCACCUCUUGUUUCAGUAAUUUGUACUAAUUCGAUCCACUUUCAAUUCCACCCCACGGCAGACGUCCAAUUACAGCAUCAUUUAUCUCAGAAUUGCCCCUCUAGAUUUCUCAUAGUUUUCAAUCAUGUCCCUGAAUAUGAAAACCCUCACUCAGGCCUUCGCCAAGGCCUCAGCAGCGAUCGAGAAAACGGUCCAAACCACGGUCCAGGAAGUCACUGGCCUGCCCAAGCCCUUACAGGACUACGACUUGCUCGACCAGAUCGGGUCCGCCGGCCCGGGACUCGCCUGGAAGCUAUAUUCUGCUAAGUCCCGUGACGGCCGCGCGGUGUAUCCCAAUGUUUGUGUGUGGCUGCUUGACAAGAAGGCGCUGUCGGAGGCGAGGCAGCGGGCCGGGCUUUCCAAGGCUGCGGAGGAUGCGUUUUUGGAGGUUCUCAGAGCUGAUGCUUCCCGGUUGGUCAGGCUGAGGCAUCCUGGGGUUGUGCAUGUGGUCCACGCGCUUGAUGAGAGUAAGAACGCAAUGGCUAUGGUUACCGAGCCUUUGUUUGCAUCGGCCGCAAAUGCUUUGGGGAAUUUGGAGAAUCUUGAGAAAGUGCCCAAGGAGCUCAAAGGAAUGGAAAUGAGAUUAUUGGAGGUGAAGCAUGGUCUCCUACAAAUUGCAGAAACUUUGGAUUUUCUCCACAACAAUGCUCGUCUUAUACAUCGGUCUAUAGCACCUGAGACAAUUUUAAUCACAUCUAAUGGAGCUUGGAAGCUAGGUGGAUUUGGUUUCACAAUAUCUACAGAUCAAUCAUCCAGUGAUUCAGCAAAUUUGCAGGCUUUCCACUAUGCUGAAUAUGAUGUUGAAGAUUCUAUUUUGCCCCUUCAGCCAGCACUGGACUACACUGCUCCUGAACUUGUUCGAAGUAAAGCAUCUACAGUUGGAUCUGCCUCUGAUAUCUUCAGUUUUGCAUGUCUUGCCUACCACUUGGUUGCUCGAAAACCGUUGUUUAAUUGUCACAACAAUGUCAAAAUGUACAUGAAUACUUUGACAUACUUAUCCAGUGAGGCUUUCUCGUCAAUACCGCGGGACUUGGUUUCGGACUUGCAAAGGAUGCUUUCUUCUAAUGAGGCUUUGAGGCCAACAGCAAUGGACUUUACAGGGUCACCUUUUUUUCGUGAUGACACUAGGUUGCGUGCACUUCGUUUCCUGGAUCACAUGCUUGAAAGGGAUAACAUGCAGAAGACUGAGUUUCUAAAAGCAUUAUCAGACAUGUGGAAAGAUUUUGAUCCGCGUGUCUUGCGGUAUAAGGUACUUCCACCACUUUGUGCUGAGCUUCGGAAUCUGGUCAUGCAGCCAAUGAUACUUCCCAUGGUUCUUACAAUAGCAGAGUCUCAGGACAAAAAUGAUUUUGAGCUGUCUACUCUUCCAGCUCUUGUUCCUGUCCUAAAUAGUGCUGCAGGUGAGACAUUGUUGCUACUUGUGAAGCAUGCCGAGCUUAUUAUCAAUAAGGCUAGUCAUGAGCACUUGAUUUCCCAUGUUCUACCGAUGCUUGUUCGAGCUUAUGAUGACACUGAUGCUCGUAUGCAAGAGGAAGUUCUGAAAAAGACUGUAUCGCUUGUUAAGCAGCUUGAUGUUCAGUUGGUGAAGCAAGCAAUCUUGCCCCGAGUUCAUGGUUUAGCAUUAAAGACAACUGUUGCUGCAGUCAGAGUGAAUGCACUAUUAUGCCUGGGUGAUAUGGUUCACAUGCUUGAUAAGAAUGCUGUUCUAGAUGUUUUGCAAACUAUACAAUGUUGCACGGCUGUAGAUCAUUCUGCUCCAACUCUUAUGUGUACCCUUGGUGUUGCCAACUCUAUUUUGAAGCAGUAUGGAGUAGAAUUUGUGGCAGAACAUGUCCUUCCACUACUCACUCCUCUUCUGAUUGUCCAACAAUUAAAUGUUCAGCAAUUUGCCAAGUUUAUGCACUUUGUCAAGGAUAUUCUCAGGAAAAUAGAAGAAAAAAGAGGAGUAACUUUGACUGACAAUGGGAUUCCAGAAGUAAGACCAUCCCCUAUUACUGAUGGGCAUAUGCCGGGACAAGUGAAUAAAACUAGCACGGCUGCCUCAUCUAAUAUGAAGCACAGCCCAUCAUGGGAUGAAGAUUGGAUUCCGACAAGGCAAUCAUCUGCAAGUAUACCGUCAUCUGCAACAAAGGCAACAGCUCAUCCAUCUGCCUCAACUCAGUCUGUUCAGGGUACUUCAGGAUAUUUGCAGUCCACAAUGACGUCUACUGCAUCUGGUCAGUCAUCAUCUUCAUGUCCUGCAGUUGACAUAGAAUGGCCCCCACGCUCGUCCUCGUUGGGUUUGUCAACUCAAUUAGACAUCAGUGGGAAGCUAACUGAAAGCAAAACUUUGUCAGCUGCCAGUUUGGAUGAUAUAGAUCCUUUUGCCAACUGGCCUCCACGGCCUGGUGGUUCUACAUCUGCCUUUGGUUCUUCCACCAAUGGCGGGAUGGCUCUGUCAGCUAACAAAAACGGAUCAAGUUACGGUGGUGCUGCCCCUAAUGGCUUGAGCUUUCAAACAGGUAGCAGUACCUCGUGGGCCUUUAACACCGAAAGUUUAACAGAACCGAUGAGACCCAAUCAAGGGAAUUCCUCAUUGAAUACCAACAGUCUUAAUGGUGGGGGACUCAACACUCAAAAUUCACUUGGGUUCAUGAAACAAAAUCAAGGUGUUUCCAGUUACGGUGUUUCAAGUGAGAAAACAAUGGAUCUUGGAUCCAUAUUUGCUUCGAGCAAAAGUGAGCACACUGCACCAAGACUUGCUCCACCCCCAGUAACUGCUGUCGGUAGAGGGAGGGGAAGAGGGCGAGGAAAUCAGGGGCAACUUAGUGCCUCUUCAGCAUCACGAUCUAGCCACAUGAAACCUCAGUCUGAACAGCCACCCCUAUUGGAUUUGCUUUAAAUGAGGGCUCGCAUUUGUGUGAAUGCGAAGUCAGCACAGUAAUACGAGGCACGGAUGAAAAUAUGCGCAUAGUCGGUCCCACGCAAAAAGAUGUGGAAGAAUGUUUUGAUAGUUGCUGCAGUGAGAACCUGUUGUUUCCCGAGAUGAUGUAGAGAAGUAUGUGAAUUUUGCUUGUAGCAUAGUGGCCUUAUUCUGUAUACAUAUUUUUCUUUUUCAUUUCUUUUCUUUGCUCAAUUAUUGAUAUUGUUGCCAGGAUACUCUUGGUUCCGCGUCAGUGUAUUGAUCAUAAUAGACAACUCCAAAUUGGUAUACGGCCAAAUAAUGAGGAGUAAUUUCUUGGUUUUUGGUCAUUCUUAGCUGAGCAGUUUGUAUUCCUGGUCUUAUAUUUGUCGGAAGUUACUGGAGUGAGUUCGAUAGUUCA